AUGUUGGCGGCGGCGAGCAUCGGCGCCAUCUGGAGCUCCACCUCCGUCGACUUCGGAGUAAAUGGCGUCCUCGACAGGUUUUCCCAGAUUCAGCCCAAACUCAUCUUCUCCGUCGCGGCUGUGGUUUAUAACGGGAAAACUCACGACCACAUGGAGAAGCUGAUCAGCGUGGUCAAAGGUUUACCAGACCUGCAGAAAGUCGUGGUCAUUCCCUACGCUCGAACAAGGCAAGAAACUGAUCUCUCCAAGAUUCCCAACAGUGAGUUCCUGGAGGACUUCCUGGGCAGCGGUCGUGGAGACGCCGGUCAGGACCCACAGCUGGAGUUCGAACAGCUGCCGUUCUCUCACCCGCUCUUCAUCAUGUACUCCUCUGGGACCACAGGGGCCCCCAAGUGCAUGGUCCACUCUGCUGGGGUGAGGAGGGGCAAGAGUUCCAGGGGGUCAGAAGACUCAGUCCUCAGGGUUCAGAAGGCUCGGUCCUCAGGGUUCAGACUCGGUCCUCAGGGUUCAGAAGGCUCGGUCCUCAGGGUUCAGAAGGCUCGGUCCUCAGGGUUCAGAGGGCUCGGUCCUCAGGGUUCAGAAGGCUCGGUCCUCAGGGUUCAGAAGGCUCGGUCCUCAGGGUUCAGAAGGCUCGGUCCUCAGGGUUCAGAGGGCUCGGUCCUCAGGGUUCAGAAGGCUCGGUCCUCAGGGUUCAGAAGGCUCGGUCCUCAGAGUUCAGAAGGCUCGGUCCUCAGGGUUCAGACUCGGUCCUCAGGGUUCAGAAGGCUUGGUCCUCAGGGUUCAGAAGGCUCGGUCCUCAGGGUUCAGAAGGCUCGGUCCUCAGGGUUCAGAAGGCUCGGUCCUCAGGGUUCAGACUCGGUCCUCAGGGUUCAGAAGGCUCGGUCCUCAGAGUUCAGAAGGCUCGGUCCUCAGGGUUCAGACUCGGUCCUCAGGGUUCAGAAGGCUCGGUCCUCAGGGUUCAGAAGGCUCGGUCCUCAGGGUUCAGAAGGCUCGGUCCUCAGGGUUCAGAAGGCUCGGUCCUCAGGGUUCAGAAGGCUCGGGCCCUCAGGGUUCAGAAGGCUCGGUCCUCAGGGUUCAGAAGGCUCGGUCCUCAGGGUUCAGAAGGCUCGGUCCUCAGGGUUCAGAAGGCUCGGUCCUCAGAGUUCAGAAGGCUCGGUCCUCAGGGUUCAGAAGGCUCGGUCCUCAGAGUUCAGAAGGCUCGGUCCUCAGGGUUCAGACUCGGUCCUCAGGGUUCAGAAGGCUCGGUCCUCAGGGUUCAGAAGGCUCGGUCCUCAGGGUUCAGAAGGCUCGGUCCUCAGAGGAACUCUGAUCCAGCACCUGAAGGAGCACGUCCUGCACGGGAACAUGACCAGCAGCGACGUCAUCAUCUACUACACCACGACCGGCUGGAUGAUGUGGAACUGGCUGGUGUCGGCGUUGGCAGUGGGAGCGUCGCUGGUUUUAUACGAUGGUUCACCUCUCAUGCCCACGCCCAACGUUCUGUGGGACCUGACGGACCAGCUGGGGUGA
This is a messenger RNA of Knipowitschia caucasica, 1509 nucleotides long. NCBI's taxonomy places the organism in Eukaryota, Metazoa, Chordata, Actinopteri, Gobiiformes, Gobiidae. The record is from the annotation of a GenBank genome assembly.